Molecule: messenger RNA, 5242 nt
Organism: Saccostrea cuccullata (small rock oyster)
Lineage: Eukaryota; Metazoa; Mollusca; Bivalvia; Ostreida; Ostreidae
Product: serine/threonine-protein phosphatase 6 regulatory ankyrin repeat subunit B-like
Exons: 4
Coding region: 62-4384 (1440 amino acids)
Molecular function (GO): protein binding
Source: RefSeq, a predicted model, not a curated record
UCAUGGCGAAGAUACGUACCUAGAACAUCAUUUCAUCAAACAUAUUGAAUGCAGUCACAUCAUGUCUUUGUCCAAGAGCUAUACUUCUACACCAGAAACAACAAACACUGCUCGACUGGCGAGGCUUUUACUGGGUCCAUGUACCGAUGUGUUACGUGACAUUCUAAAGUCUGAAGUAAAACCAUCAGAUUUGUCCAGAAAAGUUAAAGAAUUCAUAGAUAACCUUCCAAAUAGACAAAGAAAUCCCCUCAACAAAACACAGUCCGAGAUUAUUUUCCCCAAACUACCAAAACAAUACAGUGGUGAUUAUUCAGACUUAGACAUAUCUUUAUUGUAUUUACUUCUUCGCAAUGUAAGUAAAAUAGCACCACAUUCUAAAGGUUGGGGAGAAAUUCCGAAUCCCGGAGACAGAAGUGUGGCAGCCAACAUUGAAAGAAUUCGCCUCAUUAGAAACCAGUAUUACGGACAUUCAGCUGAUCUGUCCCUAUCUGAGUCAGAAUUUAGACAAGAAUGGUGGAACAUCUGCGACAUUGUAGUGGAACUAGAGGGACACCUUGGAGCCGCAACGGUUUAUCAGGAUGCAGUCAACAUGAUAAAAACCUGCUCCAUGGACCCAGAGCAAGAGAAGAAAUACAUAGAUUUACUUGGAGAUAUCAGAGAACUUCAUACAACUGUGGAUGAUCUUAAAAGUAAUAUGCGGAUUAUGCAAAGAAAUUUGGUGCUCCAUGAUCCAAGACUUGCAAGACAGAUAGAAACAACUAAGAAAAUGAUACAAAAACAUUAUGAAGCUGUUAGUCAUCUAUUCGUGAAAACUCGUUCGUAUGUAAGAGCGAAGGAACUGUUGGACAAUAACGGUUAUGUCGUCAUCAAGGGAAACCCCGGGACUGGAAAAACCACGAUCGCCAAGAUGUUGAUGAAAGAAUUGAUGGAUGAGGGGAAUUCUCCUCUUCAGCUUUACAAGUUCACAGACUUGUAUGAAAGCAUAUCACCGGAUGAUAAUAUAGUGGUAUUUAUUGACAAUUUAUUUGGAGAGUUUACUUUAUACAACGAUGACGUUCACGAAUGUAAAGCUAGAGCAGAUAUGACAAAGGUUUUAAUUGAAAAAGAUAUUGAUAAUAAAUCUAACAGAUUGAUAUUUACACUUCGAAAUGAUAUAUAUCAGGAAUGUAUACAAAACGAGUGCGAUAACGAUUUUUUGAUGUCGUCCCUGGUUGACCUAUCAAGCAAGGAAAAUGCAUUGCUCAUGGACGAGAUCCUGCAGCUAUCAGAAAAGUAUGAACUAUCUGAAUACAUAAAAGACAAAAAGCUCAUCUAUAAAAUAUCUGAAAUGCCACUUGCUAUAGGGUUUCCACAAUGUUGUAAAUUGGCAAGAGGCAAUGAAAAUUUUAAACAAAACGUUAUUGCAUUUUUACCAAAUGCAAUGACGUUUAUGAGAGACUACUUCAAAACCUUAUUGAAAAAAAGAACUGCAAAAACCGCUGUUUUAGUGUAUCUUCUUCUGAAAGGAGGAAAAGUAGAAGUCGAAUUAAUUCAUAAUCCCCGACUGGAUUUAGAGCUGAAGCGCGACUCCUUAGAAUUUGCAGGUCUGCAAAACUCGCAUGUUAACGAUUUCCAAGACAAUAUUUUGUGUUUUGAAGGUUUUUUAAUAACUCAUGACAUGAUAGAAAAUAUUUAUAAGUUUGCCCAUAGUUCAGUACAAGAAUCUAUUUUCAGUGUCUUGUUUAUAUCAAAUCCUGAAAAAAUGAUCCAAAUGUGUUUUCCGUCCUUACUUAUGACAUUGACCACAUGUAAAAACCCCAAAAGUACACAAGUCUACAUAGAACAAGGAUUGUUUAAAUAUGUUGCCCGCCGCAUUGCAAAUAUUAUUGAAGAAGGCUAUGUAAUUGGAUAUUCUUCCAUAUCAUCACUGGAUUUAUGGAAUGAUUCGAACUUCCAUGAGCACGUAUUACAAUCUGAAGAAUGCACUUCAAAGUUUAAAACAUGUCAUGAUAAAAAGGGAGAUUCAAUGAUAGUGCAUUUUUCGAAGGUAGGGAAUAAGCGGUGGGUUGAAUAUUUACUUCCACAUUCAGACAAAAGAACAAAAUACAGAUCACUCAACGCCGCUUGCUCAAAAAAUCAACCCGAUAUUGUUAAUCUCAUUUUGUCAUCAGAUGUGGAAUGUGAUCUUCAAACGUGUUUUAAUGCUGUACAAAGUGGCAAUAUAGAGUUAUUGCUCCGAGUUUGUGAACUUGUUGAUCUUCACCAGAUUUCAUCUUCUUUACACCCAGUCUGGAAAAAUAUAAAGCAUAGUUUACUCCAGGAAAUCUGCUUUAUGCAACAAACACAAUUAAUGGAACAAGUUCUAUCAAAGUAUCCAUUCCUUGUAGAUAUAAAAAAUGAGCAAGGUUCCAAUGUAUUACAGUCUGCAGCAAAUUCUGGAGAUAAAAAUGCAUUCAAUCUUCUAUUAAAGUUUGGCUGUGAUCCAUAUGAAAAAGAUCGAGACAAUGGUCACACGGUUCUUACUUGUGCUUGUCAGGAUGGUAGGCUUAACAUGGUCAAAUAUCUUGUUGAGACAUAUCCCGCAUUACUCCAGGAACACACAGAUAUUCGUGGAAAAAGUCUUUUGCAUUGGGCAGCUUUCAGUGGGAAUAUAGAUAUGUUUGAAUAUAUGCUAAACCUCUUUGAGAAUGAAAAUAUAUUACAUAUAUCAAGUGACAAUAAACCAAAGGAAUAUAAAUCAGAUAAUACGGGUGAAUCUAUCCUGCAUGCUGCAUGCAAAAAUGGACAUUUUGAUAUGUGUAAAUAUCUGUUAAACAGAUACCCACAAUUACUGAAUGUUAGUGACAAUGAUGGUAAAAAUAUUCUCCAUUACACAGCCCUAGGUGGCAACAUAUAUCUUUUUAAGUACUUAAUUGAGAAUUAUCCCCAUCUAUUAGACGUCAAAGACAAAUCUAGAAACACAGUGUUGCAUGAUGCAGCCUGGGGAGGCAAUGUUCAAAUAGUAAAACUAUUGAUUGAGAAAAAAUUAGACAUCAAUGCCCUACAGGGAAAGGGUGAAACAAUUUUACAUCAGUGCUGUCGUUCUGGUAAAAUGGAGAUGUGUGAGUUUUUGGUUAAUCAUUAUCCUGAUUUAUUGGAGAUAAAGGACAGUAGAGGAUUGACAGCGUUACAUUCAGCUUGCUGUGAGAGAGGGAUUGUGGAAAUUGUGAUUUUUCUGAUUGAAAAAGGGAUCGACAUUAAUAACUUGUCAAAUAAUGGCAAAGGUGUUCUGCAUAUAGCUUGUCUCAAUGGGAAGUUUGGAGUUUGUGAGUACUUAGUUGAGAAUUAUCCUCAUAUGUUAGAUGUGAGGGACAAAUCUAGUAACACAGUGUUGCACGAUGCAGCUUGGGGAGGCAAUGUCCAAAUAGUAAAACUAUUGAUUGAAAAAAAGAUGGACAUCAAUGCCCUACAAGGAGAUGGUGAAACAAUUUUACAUCUAUGCUGUCGCUCGGGUAACAUGGAGAUGUGUGAGCAUUUGGUCAAUCGUUUUCCAGAUUUAUUAACGAUAUGGGACAAUGACGAGUGGACAGCGUUACAUUCAGCUUGUAAUGGAGGAAGUGUUGAAAUUGUUUCUUUCCUUAUAGAAAAAGGGAUGGAUUUCAAUGCCUUAUCAAAAAAUGGUAAAACUAUCUUGCAUAUAGCCUGUCUCAAUGGGAAGUUUGAAGUUUGUGUGUACUUAGUUGAGAAAUAUCCCCAUCUAUUAGACUUCAAAGAUAAAUCUAGUAACUCAGUAUUGCAUGAUGCAGCCUGGGUAGGCAAUGUUGAAUUAGUAAAACUGUUGAUUGAGAAAAAGAUGGACAUCAAUGCCCUACAGGGAGAUGGUGAAACAAUUUUACAUCUAUGCUGUCGUUCUGGUGAAAUGGAGAUGUGUGAGCAUUUGGUCAAUCAUUUUCCAGAUUUAUUGGUGAUAAAGGACACUGAAGGGAUGACAGUAUUACAUUCAGCUUGUAGGGGAGGAAGUGUUGAAAUCGUGACUUUUCUGAUAGAAAAUGGAUUGGACUUAAAUGCCGUGUCAAGUGAUGGAAAAAAUAUUCUGCAUCUAGCUUGUCUCAGUGAGAAGUUUGAAGUUUGUGAGUUUUUAGUUGAGAUCUGUCCCCAUUUAUUAGAUCUAGGGGACAGUUGUGGUAAGACAGUGUUGCACGAUGCAGCCUGGGGAGGCAAUGUUAAAAUAGUAAAACUAUUAAUUGAGAAAUAUAUGGACAUUUAUACACUACUGGAUGAUUGUGAAACAAUUUUACAUCAAUGCCGUCGUUCUGGUAAAAUUGAGAUGUGUGAAUAUUUGAUGGAUCAUUUUUCAGAUUUAUUGUCGAUAAGGGACAACUAUGGAUGGACAGAAUCGCAAAAAAUGAAUAUAAAACUUUUUUAAUUUACCAGGGGGCAAACUUCAAUUCUUUGUGAAAUGGUGUUGAAAUUAUAAAUUGUUUGUCUGAAUGAUAUACAUGAAGUUUGUUCGUAUUAUUAAAAACAACACUCAUACUUUAUAAACGUCAAGGAUGAUCAAGGUAAAUCAUUUUAAAUACAUUACAUAAAUUACGUCUUGGCAUGAAGACAGCUAUGAUUCAAUGGUACAAAAAAGUCUCAGAAAACUGAAUUUGCAUCUUUUGCUAAUGUUUAUGAAAGAAAUACCGAGAGACAUUCUUCAAGAACGCGUUUCCCCAAAAUUAAACAGAUAAAAAUGGUUUAAGAAUAUUUCAGUCACAUUGUAUAUGGGUCCUUUUCUCUCCUCAUGCAUUCUGUAAACAGAAAAAAAAACAUAAUGUGUAUAUUGUAGAUAUCAAUAAUUUAUGAAUCGAAUGUUGAGAAUCUUUCGUAGAGAUCUUAUUUGCUUAACAUGGUAAACAUGUAAGUUGAUUUUCUACUCUCCCCAUGCAUGUAUAAGAAAAAAAUAUUCAUUUCUAAGAGACGAAGAAAGCGAAAAGUGAUUAACUUUUUCAAUGCAAUAUGCAAAACAAAUCAGGAUUAAGAACAUGGACCCCUGAAAACACAAGCUUAAUUAGAUGCAUAAUUGAUGAUAGAAGCAAGAUAAUCCUGAAUCGUGGUAAUUUUUCAUGUCACUUUUUCAUGCUGUUUUUUUUAACGGUCUUUGUAUAUUAUAUUUAUCUUUCCAUAGUUCAUGUACAUUUUUACUGUAAAGAUUUUUAUAAAUUACAUUUAUCGGUUUACUUCUUUACUAGCAUUAUAUAAAUUUUGCAGAGAUACUUGCAUUAAUCACAAUUUUUGAGUG